GGGAAAUCGCGUAAUGGCGGACUCAGGCCGGUGGAGUGCGGCUGGGGGCGUAGCGCGCUGAGGGGGGCGUCCGGCUGUGUAGCAGCCCGCGAAGCAGUGGGCUGGAGCGUUCUCCGUGGGGACACGGACCGGCUGCCCAGCCCUUCAUGUCGCUGAGGGCGACUGCGCGAGGUCAGGUUGCUUUUCAUCAUUGAGAACCUUGCCUGAAGCAGGUCCACUAUGCCGUUAGUAACCAGGAACAUCGAGCCAAGGCACCUGUGCCGUCAGACGUUGCCUAGCGAUACAAGCGAGCUGGAAUGCAGGACCAACAUCACCCUGGCAAAUGUCAUCCGACAGCUGGGCAGCCUGAGUAAGUAUGCAGAGGACAUUUUUGGAGAGAUUUGUACUCAGGCAAGUGCCUUUGCCUCCCGAGUAAACUCCCUUGCUGAGCGGGUUGACCGAGUACAAGUUAAAGUCACUCAGCUGGAUCCUAAGGAAGAAGAAGUGUCACUACAAGGAAUCAACACUCGAAAGGCCUUCAGAAGCUCCACCACCCAAGACCAGAAGCUCUUUGACAGAAACUCUCUUCCAGUGCCUGUCUUAGAAACCUAUAACAGCUGUGACGCUCCUCCCCCUCUUAACAAUCUAAGUCCUUACAGGGAUGAUGGAAAAGAGGCGCUCAAAUUCUACACCAACCCCUCAUACUUCUUUGAUCUUUGGAAGGAGAAGAUGCUGCAGGACACCAAGGAUAUCAUGAAAGAGAAGAGAAAGCAUCGGAAAGAAAAGAAAGAUAAUCCAAAUAGAGGGAAUGUGAACCCACGUAAAAUCAAGACACGCAAGGAGGAGUGGGAGAAGAUGAAAAUGGGACAAGAAUUUGUAGAGUCCAAGGAGAAGCUGGGGCCUUCUGGGUAUUCGUCCUCCUUGGUGUACCAGAAUGGCAGCAUUGGCUCUGUUGAAAAUGUGGAUGCAGCCAGCUACCCACCACCUCCACAGUCGGACUCUGCCUCCUCACCCUCCCCUUCAUUCUCUGAAGACAACUUACCUCCCCCACCAGCAGAAUUCAGCUACCCUGUGGAAAACCAAAGAGGAUCUGUCUUGGCUGGACCCAAAAGAACCAGCAUGGUCAGCCCAAGCCACCCACCCCCAGCUCCUCCUCUGAGCUCGCCACCAGGUCCCAAGCCUGGCUUCGCUCCUCCACCUGCCCCUCCACCUCCACCUCCCAUGAGUGUGCCACCUCCACUACCAUCUAUAGGAUUCGGGUCUCCUGGGACCCCUCCACCUCCAUCACCUCCAUCUUUCCCUCCUCACCCUGAUUUUGCUGCUCCUCCCCCACCUCCCCCACCACCAGCAGCUGACUACCCAAUGCCACCACCUCCCUUGUCCCAACCAUCUGGAGGUGCUCCGCCGCCGCCUCCUCCCCCUCCCCCUCCAGGGCCCCCACCUCUCCCCUUCAGUGGUGCUGAUGGCCAGCCUGCUGCACCACCACCACCUCUUUCUGAGGCCACCAAGCCCAAGUCUUCAUUGCCUGCUGUGAGUGACGCGCGUAGUGACCUGCUUUCUGCCAUCCGCCAAGGCUUUCAGCUGCGAAGGGUUGAAGAGCAACGGGAACAAGAGAAGCGUGAUGUGGUGGGCAAUGACGUGGCCACCAUCCUGUCCCGUCGGAUUGCUGUUGAGUACAGCGACUCGGAAGAUGAUUCUUCUGAAUUUGAUGAAGAUGAUUGGUCGGAUUAACUCCACCUGCUGCCCACAUUCCUCUUUCUAGUCCUUCCACCUGCCUUCCUCCAUACAGACUGUAGCAGUCUCAUGGAGGAAGAAAGCAAGGGACAAAGCCAAAGAUCUGUGAGUGCUUCCUUCAAAUGACCAUGUACUUCUUCCCUGUUCCUGCCUGCGGGCUCCUGAGGGUCCACAGCUGAGCUGAUCCAUCUUUCCCUCAAGUGACCGUUAUCUAUUGACAGGAAGGAAAAGCCCUUAGCAGAUCCCUUUGCUUGGGUUUCAACUGGAGAUAGUGCCUUCCCCUGUUAGCCAUUUUAACCCAUGGCCUUCCUCAAAACCCUUUCAUUUAGCUACUUCAAAUACUGUUAUCCACCUCCUGUCUCACAGCAGUGGGUACAGCCUGUUGUGGGCACAGGUGGUCCCUUUUCUGUGCCCUGGCAAGUAGACUGGCACACCCCUGCCCCACACUCAGCCUUCGGCAGCAGGUAGGCUUGCUUCUGUUAGCUCUGCCUCGAUGCCUUUGUUCCAGAAGGCAUCGGUCCCCUAAAGACUGUCUCCCAGGUGAUGCCCUUCUCAAGACUGAGGGUGUGGCCUUCCUCCCAUGCUCUCUCUUGGUGAGUGUGGGGUUUGGGUGUCCUUUGGAUGCCCCUCCUCACCCCAGGUGCCUUAAGACUGCACAGCCCAGUUUUAACCUGAUAUUCAUGACCAAACUAGCCCUGACACUCAGGGACCUGGGCCUCCGCUGACUGUCAGGAGCAAAACUUGAAGAUGUGGCACCGCAGGACUGGAAGAGAAUGGAACACCUUGGGUCCUGCCCGUUCAGGAUGCUGAGGCCAAGAUGAGAAGUGACUCCCUCAAGGUCACACAGAUAGUGAUAGAACUAGAGCCCAGGCUUCCUGUUUCCAAGUCAGCUGUGUUUCCUGGGACCAAAUAAUGGGCACCUGGUGGAGUCUGGGCAGAGUAGCCUGGCUCCCUUCUACCCCAGAGCUCCCGAAUGCCGGGCUUGCAUUUCAAGGGUUCACAGCCUGUGCCGGGGCCUCUCCAGUGCAGCUUUAACUGCAGCCUCUCUGGUAACCGUUUAUUUCCCCUUUCUGUCUGCAGCCAGUCAUGUGGCAUGGGAGCUGUGCUGGGGAGGCAGAGUAGAGAGGAGCUGUGGGGCAGCCAGCCUUGGCAGGUGCCGCUUGCAGUUCACCGCAGCUCCCUCCCCCUUUUGUUUCCUCAAUUUAAGCAGAGGUUGUGCCAGCUGUAGAAACUUCAGUCCCUCAGCCUGGCAGCCGCUGCAGGUACCUGCCUGGGGGGGCCUGGCAGCCAUGGAGAAGGCUGAGAGGCAGAAGGUCACAGGGUCUUCCUGCCUCGCCACCUUGCAGUGCAUGGUGAUGCUGACCCAACCCCCCUUACCUCCCUUCCCAGAACUAAUACACGGGUGCUAUUAUUCAGGAAAAAAACUGAGCAGCUCUGGCCAACAGCAAGGUUUCUUCUCUUCUGCCCCAACUAUUGUGUGGCUCUGGUGCUGAAAUCGGCUUCUCCGGCUUCAGAGCCUGAAACACAGAGCAACAGGAUCUGUCUCUACCCAGCGCAGCAAAUGGUUGCAGUAAUUGCCAAAGCCCUCAUAAACCCUCCGGCUUGAGGAGAGUGCAAUCAUGGCUGUGCCGCCUGCACUUGCUGGGUUCCUCCCCUCUGCCUCCUUUCUUGAACUCAGAGGUAGGGGCUAAGCACCAGGUGCCAGCAGGCCCUCCUGCUGUGGCUACUCCAGAGUGCUCUGUGUCCCCGUGUGUCCAUGCCCCCACCCCCCAAUCCAGUGUCUGGCACAGGGUUUGGCAGUCAACUCCAUGCUGUGCAUGUUUCCCACCUCGUGCCUUAGAAGCUGAAGGUGCUUUCAUCAGAACCUUAAAAUGGCUGUUGAUGGUACCCUGGCUGCAGCCCAGCGGGGCUGGAAAGGCUGGGGAGGGCAGUGGUCCUUCCAAAUAGAAGUCCUGGGGCCUGGCCAGGCCAGGGUUUGGGCCUAAUGGUUUUUACUAAAUUACUCCCCUCCUGCUCUCCGAGAAAGGGGAGCCAAAGCAGCUCACUAUGGUUCUGUUCCGACCUUGAAGGGGCGGUAUUGGCCUGGCUUCUGGAAUGGACAGAGUCCACCAGGAAAGACUGGGGGCGGGAGGAGAUGGGGAGGGGCCCUGUCUGCGGAAGGUAGGAUUAGAUCAUUAGCUCAGUGACCUCCUAGGGUUUCGAUGUGCUGUGUUCUCAUCCUACAGCUGGUUUGGUAAUGAUCUGCAAGUCCCGGAGAGCAACAGCACAGCUCCGCCUGACGCUCUCAUUAAAAUCCAUGCAGCCAAGCUCUGCGCUUUGUAGCAGCCGGCCUCGCAGAGCCUCCUCAGCUUGGGGGGCUGGGGACCCAGUCAGCUGAGGGGUCCUCUAGGCUUUACUUAGGCAUAUGUGUACCC
Mus pahari (shrew mouse) is the source of this 4127-nucleotide messenger RNA. It is a transcript of the gene Wasf2, whose product is annotated as WASP family member 2. The transcript is spliced from 9 exons. Gene Ontology annotation, cellular component: cytoskeleton. The record is from RefSeq and is a predicted model, not a curated record. Gene Ontology annotation, biological process: positive regulation of Arp2/3 complex-mediated actin nucleation; actin cytoskeleton organization. Gene Ontology annotation, molecular function: Arp2/3 complex binding; actin binding; protein kinase A regulatory subunit binding. The coding region runs from base 220 to 1710 and encodes 496 amino acids. NCBI's taxonomy places the organism in Eukaryota, Metazoa, Chordata, Mammalia, Rodentia, Muridae.